This is a messenger RNA of Etheostoma spectabile (orangethroat darter), 3396 nucleotides long. RefSeq names its product tandem C2 domains, nuclear (gene tc2n). Gene Ontology annotation, cellular component: nucleus. The coding region runs from base 85 to 1506 and encodes 473 amino acids. The transcript is spliced from 12 exons. The record is from RefSeq and is a predicted model, not a curated record. Lineage: Eukaryota; Metazoa; Chordata; Actinopteri; Perciformes; Percidae.
UCCAGUCUUACCGUGAGAGUGUCCUGCGCCGUCGGAUGUACAAACUUUAUCCUUCUUCAGUGAAACCAUCGCAGGGUAGCAGCCAUGGAGUGCCUCAAAGACUGCUGCAAAAACUUCCUUAGGAAGAAGGGGAAGGAGCAGGAGACCCAAGUGAUCGCACUGAAGAUGCCUCCUAAGAAAGCAGCGGCCUCAGGAUGGGAGCCGGAUGAAGGCAGAAGGGGGGUCACAGAAGACUACCUCCUGUCCAAGCUGCCCCCGGAUGGCAGGGAGGUGCCGUUUGUCCUGCCCACCUUCAAGGCCUCCUACGUCCAACCCCGAGGCUCCCGCUAUCCCAAUUUACAGUCUGGGCCGCAGAGUUCAGCCCGAUGCAGGUAUGCAGAGAGAAAAGCAGAGCUGCUGGGCUCCAGUCAAUUUACCUACAACCCAGAGGCCAGCUUCCAUCAGGGCCAGUGGACUGAGUACAUGUCCUCGGGAACCCCCCGCCGAGACACACAGAAGAACAGAGACUCCAGUCCCCAAAGUCCAGGUCGGACUCUGAAGCCGGGCGGGGAGCAGCGACUGAGCACCUCCAUGUUGGAUCUGUCCAGCCCUCCCAUGCAGCGCUUCGACUCCGUCUCCAGCGUCCCCAGCAGCACGUCCUCCAUGAUUGGCUCCAUUGAAAGCAGCCUGGACUCCAUCACCCUGUCGGGGGAUGAGCGCGAGCUGGGGAAGGUGUGCGUCCGAGUGAACUACCAGGAGGCUCUGGAGCAGGUGUGGAUCACUGUGGUUCAGUGUUCAGACCUCAACGUUGGUCCGGAUGGAGUGGAGCAACAAAAGAUUGGAUUUAAAGGGAUCAUCACCAUUCCCAAACCGAUACAGUUCAAGAGCUCGAUUAAGGAUUGCCGUCAGGAUGUGUCCUUCAUGGAGACCUUUGUGUUUGCGCUGCGUCUCCAGCAGUUGCGGUGCAGCGCUUUGGUCCUGCGCCUGCAGACACACGUCCCCAAGAAACGUACGAUGGCGGAGUGCGUCCUGUCCCUACGGCAACUUGGUCCUCAGGAGACAGAGCACUGGCUGGAGCUCAACUUCCCGUCCAAAUCCUCUGUGUGCCACUCUGAGCUGCAUCUCGCCACCUGCUUUCAGCCAGUCAACGGGCGCAUCCAGCUCCAGGUCCUCGCCGCCCAAAACCUCCCAGCAUCCUCCUCACCCCUCACCCAAGCGUUUUUUGUCAAAGUGGAGAUGCACCAGCUGGGACGGGUGGUGAUGAAGAAGAAGACUCGUGUCCUGAAGGCGUCGGGGGGCCAGUGUAGGUGGACAGAGACUUUUCACUUCCUCCUGGCUGCGUUUGACCACGCCUGCUCGCUGUCAGUCAAACUGUACAGCCGGAGCUCGGUCAGGAGGAAACAGUGCCUCGGACAGGUGGAGCUGGGAUUCGACAGCCCUGUCCCAGAAGCGGUGGAGCAGUGGAAGGAUACGAUGGCUCACCCGGAGAAAGUGGUGACAUCGUGGUACCGGCUGAGUGCUGCUUAACCCUCUUCUCCUAACGUCUUCUUUACGCACUACAGACACGAUGCUCUCGUGCUGCACGUCCAGCCGUGCCUGCUUGCUUUUCCAGUCGCCCGGCCACGGUCCUGUACGCUAGCUGAGUCAACUCUGACGGAUCGAACUGUAAAGUACUGAUCGUGCUCUGAAUGCCCUGAAAGACCACAUAUCCACUGUCCAGGUGCCCGGUGGUAAAGAGGGAUUUCGAACAAAGUGUAAUUGCUGGAAAAGUUGUUUCUUUUUGUGUGUUUUUGUGUAGACACUUAAUUAUUUUCUUCUUUGAAAAAACUGUAGAGCAUUUGACUAACUGACAACUUAGUCCACUUCAUGGCGUUUAGCUGCAUAUACUGUUGUUUUUAGUCUGGCUAUCACCAGACCAAGCCAAGCUCGGUAGAUUUGAGAUCGAGCGUUUGGUCUGGGGAGUCGGCUCUGUAUUUUCUCUGCACAAGAGGCGUGACCAACGGGCAUAGUUUAAAUGACUUCUGUCAUUGUGUUCAACCCGCCAAUAGCUUGCCGGGUAGAUACGCCAAUUUGUGAUUGGUGUGAAACUGAAAUUUUGAACUGAAGCAGGUUUCAAUCAAAUCGCCGGCAGAGAGGGCCCAGUCUAGCUGUAUUUUGCAACUCAAAUGCAUUUUUAGUGAAAGCCUUGUCAUGCUGUUUCAGUUGGAUAGAAAGUUUAUAAGCAGAGAAAGUCCCCAUAAAGCCAAACUCAUUGUAUUGAAACUGUUAUGUUAUCAGUCUGUUAACACCCAUCUUAAAAGAUAAGGUUGGCAAUAUUCUAUAUUUUUCUUAUUGUCAACAAACCUACAAAAACGAACUAACUAUUUCUAGAUGCUUUCCGACUUUCCUACCCUGUCUAUAGCUCUCAGAUUAAUCCCAUUGGUUUCUACUUAAGAAGUAGAUCUUUAAAAAAGAGAUCCAUAAAAUAGUAAUUUUAAGGCUCUAUAAUUUCCUGCUUCCAGCUGGGUACUGUAGUUUUCAGCAAACACUAUUUCAACGUGCGUCAACAGACUUUUGUGCCACUUGGGGGUACCAGAAACAACACUGACAUAUCACGUUUUAAAUUAUUUUGGCACACUUGGUUACACACAGUUCAGGAGUCCAAUAUUUGCUCUCUUUUAGCUCUGUUUUUGGUCUCUAUGACAGUAACUCGUGAGGGAUAUAUCUGGCUCUAUAGCUGCUAAAUGCUCUACUAUUUGUUAACCAGCUGGUCUCUAAUGUGUCUAUCUGCUGUUUAAUGCUGAGUAGAUAGUGUACACUGGGUUUAUACAGCUUUUUUGCUGAAAACUACUACUUGUUGCUGCUGAAAAAUGACAUGAGAGCGGUGAGAGUGAACCAAAAUAGUAACAUUUAGACCGGACAUCUGAAAAAUAAGCGGAAAAUUGCGUAAAAUAUCAGUCAUAGCCGCUUUAAACAGGAGUGAAGAGUGUAUUUGUGGGGGCUAUUUUAUACAUGUGGAUUAAUACACAUUUACUCUGUUAGUGAGUGUUUAUGGCUGCAGGACGGUGCACAAUAUUGGAUGAAAAAACUUCAGUGGCCAUCUUCUUUGUAAUAGAGUAACAUGUCAGCCUGUGCAACAAUGUGAUAUGAACUAAUAUGUUUUAAUAGUUUUUGGACUACAAUUAUUUGAGCUCUGUGACACUGAGGAAUCAGCAAUAUCAAGCUUGCUAACAAUAACUUUUCCUUUAAUUCCCUGAGAAAUGAGCUCACAGUUUUCCCUUUACCCUGAUUUAACUACAUAGGAUACCAUGUUACUGUACAAUAGUACCAAACCUUAGCUGUACGCUUUUGAUAAAAGCACUUUAAUUUUUUUUUAAAUGUAUUUAAUGUAUUAAUGUCUAAUAGUUUAGUAAUUAAAAGUAGGGGUCAUUUGACUAU